CUGGCCUGGAUACUCCCCUCUCGUUUGUUUCUCCCCCACAGGACAUGGUGCCUACACCGCAGAGGACAGAGGGCCCGGGUACAACGGGAGUAGGACUAUCUGUACAGCCAGCAGGCGGAUCAGUGGCAGCUGCACCAGGAACAUCUACCCCGUCAACAUCGGCAGUUGUUGGCGGGGCAGGGAGGUCCAUAAGGCACCUAGUGAGGGCAUCCCUGGCGCAGAACACGUGGAGAGCUUAUUCACAGCACUGGGGCGAGUGGGUAAGUUACUGUUACGCACAAGGCGCAGCGCCGGAAAGGGUCUCGAGGGAUCUGUUCUUGGAGUGGCUGGCAGAGAAACAUGGGCAAGGGACUUCGAAGGGCGCUAUAUCCAAUAGAAUAGCUGCAAUCUCCUUCUUUUGCAAUAUGCUAGAGUGGCCCAAUAUCACGAAAGGUUUCCUGGUGAAGCAAGUGAUUAAGGGCUGGGGAAGGCUCGAGGGUAGAGCGAAAGAUGCGCGCGAACCUGUCACAUUUUGUAGGCUAGCCAGGCUGGUGGACGCAAUCGAGGGCAUUUGCGUCGAACCCGGCGAAAGAGAACUGUUUCAGUGCGUAUUCUCCUUGGCGUUCUUUGCGGCCCUCAGGCCGGGCGAGCUGGUCGCAACCUCAAAGGAUGCAAUUAACACGGGUAUGCAGUUGGCUCAUGUCAAACUGGCGGGCGAUAAUUUGUUAUUGUUUAUCCCGCACUCGAAGACUGACCAGGAGGGGAAAGGGGUGUGGAUCACUCUGACUCCCUCGGCAUCAGGCGUCUGCCCGGUUGUGAGUACAAGGGCCUACAUGGCGCAGCGACCACGGGCCCCCGCCCAGUUCUUAGUGCAUUCCGACGGUUCGAAUCUCUCCCGGUACCAGUUCGCAGCGGUGCUCAGAAAGGUAGCGCUUGCAGCAGGUUUGGGGAAGUGUAGAAUCACCCCCCAUUCCUUCCGAAUAGGGGCUGCCACCAGCGCGGCCGCGCUAGGUUGGAAAGGAGAUCGCAUACAGAAGUUGGGCCGAUGGAGGUCCCAAUGUUACAAGUCUUACGUGCGCCCUCCAGCUGAAGCCUAGGGGGUAUUCGGUGUAGGAGGAAGGAAACUGGCGUUUUACAUUUGUUUGGUUGUGUUGUUUAGUUUUAGUCUAAGGUGAUUGACUAUGUAAUCCGUUUUUCAGGUGUGGCUACAGGUCCUUCUCGUAUCUGGAUAAUAGGGCACUCCUACGUGCACUGGGCGGCACUGAAGGCCCAUUCUCUUCCUGAGGGGCAGCAGUUGGGGAUUCCGACGUCUCAGGCAUCAAUACGGUGGUUGGGCCGUAGAGGCUUACAGUGGGAUGGUUUGCCUGCCCUCCUCCAGAAUGCCAGACAUCGAUGGGGACAGCCCCACAUCAUCCUCCUUCACAUGGGGGGAAAUGAUAUAGGGAGUGCACCUGCUCUAGAUCUCAUCAAUGCGAUGAGGUCGGAUGUCAAGUGGAUCUGUACCACGUUUCCGGGGGUUAGGCUGGCCUGGUCCAACAUAAUCCCCCGGCUGCGUUGGAGAUAUUUCCCCACACCGAGGAUAGCAUAUAGGGUUAGGAAAAAAGUUAACAGGGAGCUGGGUAGAGCAGUAAUAGAGGUAGGGGGUUUUGUGGUCCGCCAUGAACUGAUCUCAGCGGACAAAAAAGGGCUGUAUCGCCCGGACGGGGUGCACCUGUCCGACGAAGGGCUGGCGAUCUUCCUGGUGGACCUCAAAACGGCUCUGGUUAGUAAUAUUUAGCGGGUGGCGGCAAGAGCCCGGUUUAUGUGGGAGUGCCUGUCUCUUGUGGCGGGAGGUCGUAGCCAUCAACAAUUGAGGGCGGAGUCUGUAGAGGUGACAGUCGGGCUAAUGGGCGGGGGUGAUGUCCUCAGGUCGUGACCUGGGGGGCCCCGCCCCGCGGGUCUGCUGGCUGAAGAUCCUUUAGGACGUCCGCGCCUACUAGACGGAAUGGGGUGGGGCCACAUUUGUGCCCACCCUUGGCAUUUGCUAUUCCACGACAUCUGGCUGCGACCUCUUGUCAUAUGGAGCUAAUAGUUUACUAGGCCUCGAAUGCCGCCACAAGUUAAAUAUUUGAAUGACUUCCGUUGAAGUCAAGUUAAUAAAUGUGACCAUCGUUAUGGUCUUUAAAUCCCAGCUAUCUGUGUCGUGUCUUUAUUUAUAAGUUAAGUAGUUAUGUUAAGUUGUUUUGAAGGGGUUGGAACUACCAGAUACAGCAUCAGCCCUUAGGGGAAUGAAAGGUAGCAGAGUCUCCUGUAAUGGAGUUAAGGGAUGAGCUGACAGGCUAGUGGAAAAUCCCAGUGUAGUGUAGCAGCAACAAUGUUGCAAAGUGAGGGGAGGUCUUAGGCUCACCUAAUAUAAACGAAGUUCUGGAACAAUCUGGCCUCUUCCACCUGGGAUUUUGCAAGGAGAAAGUUUCCCUCCCUCCCAACCCUAUUGUUGAAUGGUUAAUUAAGUAAUUGCUAUGGCAACAGUUUUUAGGCGUCAUUCAGGCAGAUGGCUUCCCGGACGGGUUGCUGGUCCUUUAGAUGCGAAAGGCAGGGAUGGGGUUAGUUGACCUAGUCUUGGUAAGACCUUAGCCGUAAUUUAUUUGCUUCCUGGGCGAGCCUUGCUGCAGGGCUUGGCCAUACCAGUGCCUUAGAGGCUGAAGCGCAUCAUAACAUCCACGUAUCUCCUAAUGGCGGGAGGUCGUAGCCAUCAACAAUUGAGGGCGGAGUCUGUAGAGGUGACAGUCGGGCUAAUGGGCGGGGGUGAUGUCCUCAGGUCGUGACCUGGGGGGCCCCGCCCCGCGGGUCUGCUGGCUGAAGAUCCUUUAGGACGUCCGCGCCUACUAGACGGAAUGGGGUGGGGCCACAUUUGUGCCCACCCUUGGCAUUUGCUAUUCCACGACAUCUGGCUGCGACCUCUUGUCAUAUGGAGCUAAUAGUUUACUAGGCCUCGAAUGCCGCCACAAGUUAAAUAUUUGAAUGACUUCCGUUGAAGUCAAGUUAAUAAAUGUGACCAUCGUUAUGGUCUUUAAAUCCCA
Messenger RNA from Bombina bombina (fire-bellied toad), 3038 nucleotides. RefSeq lists its product as uncharacterized. Gene Ontology annotation, molecular function: DNA binding. Lineage: Eukaryota; Metazoa; Chordata; Amphibia; Anura; Bombinatoridae. Gene Ontology annotation, biological process: DNA recombination; DNA integration. The coding region runs from base 45 to 1076 and encodes 343 amino acids. The record is from RefSeq and is a predicted model, not a curated record. The transcript has 2 exons.